This is a messenger RNA of Penicillium salamii, 3765 nucleotides long. Lineage: Eukaryota; Fungi; Ascomycota; Eurotiomycetes; Eurotiales; Aspergillaceae. The record is from the annotation of a GenBank genome assembly.
AUGGCGACUCUGGCGGAGAAGCUUGAGAAGAUCAAGUCUCCCAAGCUGCAGAACCAGCACCAUACUGCUGUGGUGCUCUCUGCAGUUGAGGAUACUCUCCGUGACCAAAAGGCAGACUUCUCGCCUACCGCUUACUUUGCAGCUCUCCUUGCACUGCUCUCCCAAUCUUUGUCGGCAUCCCAGGGCAUUGUCAACAAAGACCUAGCCACAUCCGUCGUCUACCUGCUCGAUAUCACAACUGCCUAUGUUCCCGCCUCGAUCCUUUGCGCCAAAUUUUCCCAGAUCCUCGAAAGCCUUGCCCCCGCACUGUCUCUGCCUGAGGUCGAAGCCCCUCUACUGCGUCCAUCCAUCGGUUGCCUUGAGUCUCUGCUCAUUGCUCAGGAUGCCUCUUCAUGGAACCUCCCGCACACACAGGUCGGCCCGCGCCGUGCGAUGGCCGGUCUGCUGAGUCUUUCGGUCGACCACCGCCCUAAGGUGCGCAAGCGCGCCCAAGAGGCUCUCGUCAAGGUCCUCAAGGCCCCUCCCCCAAGCCCGUCUCUGGACCACCCUGGUGCCGAUAUGUGUGCCCAGUCUGCAAUGAAGACUCUCGGUGACAGCAUCGCGGCUGCGCACAAGCAGAAGAAGGGUCGUCAUGAUUCCCAGGCUAACAACCAGGAGCCAUUGAUUAUCCACUCAUUGCAGCUGAUCAAGACCAUCGCUUCGGCAUCUGGUGGCUGGCCCAGCAAGAAGAUUGAGCCUCUCAGCGAGCUCCUGAUGAACGCAUCUAAGUCGAGCAACGAAUACAUCACUAUGGGUGCUUUCGAAGUGUUUGAGGUUAUUUUCGAAGGAAUGGCAGACGAGUUCUCCUCUUCCAAGCUGCCCCGUCUUUUGGACGCAAUCUCCGAGCUCAAGCCCGCGCAGAACGACUCUCAGCUUCUGCCUCCUUGGAUCGCGGUUCUGUCUCGUGGCUACGACGUGGCUGCGCAGAUCACACCCGAAGAUACCUUCGAGAAGCUGCCGGAUCUCUUCGCCCUCAUCUCUGGAUUCAUGGCUUCGCCUUCCAGCAACAUCCGCGUUUCCGCCUCCGAGUGUCUGAUUUCCUUCCUGCACAACUGUAUUCCCAACAGCGUUAUCGUUGAGCCUUCCGUCUAUGACGAGAAGACCCUGGAGAAGUUGGCCAAGGCAGCCGUUGAGCUUCUCUCUGUCAAGUACCAGGCUGCUUGGAGAGAGGUUUUCAACGUGUGCUCGGCUCUUUUCGAUUGCUUCAAGUGGCGCUCAAGCCCUUACCUUGUCAAAAUUGUUAGCACAGUUGGUGAACUUCGUAGCAACAGUGGAUUUGCGGGUAAGAAGGAAGCCGAUGCUGUCCUUGGCAGCGCCAUCGAGGCAAUGGGCCCCGAGGCUGUUUUGGAAAUCCUUCCCCUUAACAUCGUGAACCAGAAGUCUGGUCAACAGGGUCGCGUUUGGAUGCUUCCCAUCAUGCGCGACAGCGUGACUAACACCAACCUGAGCCACUUCCGGUCCGAGCUUGUUCCUCUCAGUGAGGCUCUCUACCAGAAGGUUGUGAACUUCGGUGCUGCCGAGAAGUCCGUGGAAGUCAAGAUCUUCGAGACUCUCGUUCAACAGACUUGGGGCACUCUUCCUGGAUACUGCGAGUUACCGCUUGACCUGGCGGAGGCAUUCGACCAGGGCUUCGCCGAGCUGCUGUCCAAUGUUCUUUACAAGCAGACUGAACUCCGUGUCGAUGUCUGCCGUGCUCUGCAGAACCUGGUUGAGUCUAACCAGGCUAUUUUGUCCGUUGAGAGCGAAGAGGAUGACCUCAUUUUGCAACGGCGCAUCACCAAGGCUGCUGCCCAGAAGAACCUCACUCACCUCAGCGGUCUUGCGAGCAACUUGCUGGCUGUUCUCUUCAACGUCUACAGCCAGACCCUUCCUCACUACCGCGGCUACAUUUUGCAGUGCAUCAACGCAUACUUGAGCAUCACUCCCGAGAACGAGCUCAAUGAUACCUUCAACCGUGUUACCUCCAUGCUCGAGUCCUCUUUGGCCACCGAGCAAGAGACCGCAGCCAAGCAGGGUGCUCAACCCCAGGGCUCAUCCGACAAGAUGCCUCCCACCUCCCACACAUUGAUUGACCUCGUUAUCGCCAUGUCAAUCUACCUCCCCCGAUCUAGCUUCAGUGGCCUGUUCAACAUGGCGGCAGCUAUUCUCAACAGCUCUUCCCCCAACCCGGAUCAGCAACUCAUCAAGAAGGCCUACAAGCUGAUUCCCCGUCUUGGAUCAACUGAGACUGGCCGCGCUGCCCUCCAAGAGCGUAGCAGUGAGUUGCAAGCUCUCAUGCUCGCCACCACAGACAGCACCCCUGCCUCUGGCCGUCGUGACCGCAUGCUCGCCAUCACCGAAAUGAUCAACCACCUGCCCACCUCAGACCUGCACUUCAUCCCGGCCAUCCUGUCCGAAGUCGUGCUGGGCUGCAAGGAGAGCAACGAGAAGGCCCGCACAGCAGCCUUCGACCUCCUGAUCCUCUUGGCCAAGCGCACAAUCGACUCCGAGCGUAACCCGCCCGGCACCGUCAUUCGCCGAUCCCUCGUUCCUGGCGUGCCGGACGACAUGCCCGAUGCCCCCGCUACCCUGGAGGAGUUCUUCACCAUGCUCUCGGCCGGUCUUGCGGGCUCGGCACCUCACAUGGUUGCCGCCUCCGUCACGGCCCUGUCUCGACUGUUCUUUGACUUCCAGACACAGCUGCAGCCCGAGAUGCUCACUGAGCUUGUCGAGACCGUCGAGCUGUUCCUCACCUCCAGCAACCGCGAGAUCGUCCGCUCCGUCCUUGGCUUCGUCAAGGUUGCCGUUGUCGUUCUUCCCGAUGAUGCAUUGCGUCCCCGUCUCGCCACCCUCGUUCCUAACCUCAUGGCCUGGAACAAGGAGCACAAGGGCCGUCUCCGCAGCAAGGUCAAGGGCAUCAUUGACCGUCUCGUUCGUCGCUUCGGUGCUCCCCUCCUGGAAGCCAUUGUCGGCGAAGAGGACCGCAAGCUCGUGGUCAACAUCCGCAAAGCCCGUGAGCGCAGCAAGCGUAAGAAGAAGGAAGGUGCCGAGGAUGAAGACGAAGAAGGCGAGGAGAAGGCCUCCAAGCCUCAAUCCGGUAAUGCCUUCGACAAGGCCGUCUAUGGCUCCGACUCCGACUCCUCGGAUGGCUCUGAUGACGGCGACAGCGAUGUCGAAGUCGACCAGCAGGCCCGUAUCAAGGGUCGUGCCGGAAAGAAGGGCCAAAGCACCCAGUACAUUCGCGAGAUGUCUCCUGAAGAUAACCCGCUGGAUCUGCUUGGAUCGAAUGCUCUUGCCAGCAUCUCCACCACGAAGCCUAGCCAGCGAUUCCUCAACACAGGUCCUGGAUCCAAGAAGAAGCGCAAUGCCAAGUUCGAUGCUGAUGGCCGUCUUAUCCUCGGCGAUGAUGGAGAUGUCGUUGCCGAUGAUACGGAGAUGAGUGGUGCCGGCGAUGGCGGUGUCAAUGCUUACCUUGCUGCCGUUGCUGGACCCGAUGCUGUUCGUCGUGGUCAACGCGGUAAGGUCAAGAUGGGCCAGUCCAAGAAGAACGACGAUAGCAUGGAUGUCGAUGACGACGAUCUGAAGCAAGACCUGCGGGCUGCCGGUGGUGGCCAAGGCCCUGCUCGUCGUGGUCUCGGUGCCCCCAAGACUGCGGGUGCUUCUGGUGGUGGACGAAUUGAGAAGCGUCGCAAUCCCGCUAAGGCGCCCAGAGGUAACAACCGCUCGGGCUGGGGUAAGAAGAGGUAA